This is a messenger RNA of Labeo rohita (rohu), 5778 nucleotides long. It is a transcript of the gene adam17a, whose product is annotated as ADAM metallopeptidase domain 17a. Bases 314 to 2929 code for a protein of 871 amino acids. The transcript is spliced from 18 exons. The record is from RefSeq and is a predicted model, not a curated record. Gene Ontology annotation, biological process: Notch signaling pathway; membrane protein ectodomain proteolysis. NCBI's taxonomy places the organism in Eukaryota, Metazoa, Chordata, Actinopteri, Cypriniformes, Cyprinidae. Gene Ontology annotation, molecular function: metalloendopeptidase activity. Gene Ontology annotation, cellular component: plasma membrane.
AAGAAGAGUCGGUGGAAUUUCUCCUCAGAUUGUUAUCGCAGCAGAAUCCAGCGCGAAUGUGGAGAAACCAGUGUGAGACCAGGUGAAGGCUGUGGCGGUUCGCGGUGUUUUGUGUUAUAUUUAUGGACAUUCAGCAUUCACCGGGAUCCCAUCCGGUCCGUUUUGAUAUUUAAAGCCCUCUGUCAUUGUCGCGUGUAAUACGCGAACAGAAGGUGUUCGUGAAUGUUGCUAAAUAACGGACGGUAGAUGUUGACAGCUGCGGACUUCACCUCCAGACAUGGUGCUUUGACAGAAGUGAUGCUUCAUCGCCAGUAUGGAGUCUUUGAUAUUUUAUUUACUGCUAUUAGCUCCACUUUCUAUCCGUUGUGCGGUGAAACCAGGAUUUGUUGAAGAAGACCUGAGAAAUCAAGAAGAGGUACAAGACUUUGAUGCGCUCGGCUCCAUACUGUCAGACUAUGAUGUCCUGCCUGCAUCAGGACUCCAGCUUCACUCGGUCAGGAAGCGGGACGUUGAUGCCCAAUCCCACGUGGAGCGGCUGGUCAGCUUCACGGCACUCCAGAGGCACUUCAAGCUGUACUUGACAACCAACACAGAACUUUUCACUGACAAUUUCAAGGCUGUAUUCUUGGACGGGAAUGGAAAAGAGGACCAAUAUGACAUUCAGUUACAGAAUUACUAUAAAGGACAUGUUGUAGGAGAAGAGCACUCGCGUGUGCAAGCACACAUAGACGGGGAGGAGUUUUCAGCCCACAUUCUUACAGAAGAGACUGAAUAUAAUGUAGAGCCCUUGUGGCGGUUUACAGAAUCGCCCCCUGAUGGUCGUUUACUGGUGUACCGUUCAGAAGACAUUAAAAACAUCAGUCGACUGUCCUCACCCAAAGUGUGUGGAUAUGUGAACGCUGAUGCCCAGGAGCUCCUGCCAGAAGAAGCAAGAGCAGUGGGAGAGAAGGAACACGAGGAGGAGCCUCACAUCAUAGAGAGAAGAUCAACAUACGACCACAAGAAAAACACCUGCCCACUGCUGUUAGUGGCAGAUCAUCGCUUCUACAAGCACAUGGGCCGUGGAGAGGAGAGCACCACCCUCAACUACUUGAUUGAGCUGAUUGACAGAGUGGAUGAUAUAUACAGAAACACAUCCUGGGAUGAACAAUUUAAAGGCUACGGUGUGCAGAUUCAGCAGAUAAUCAUAAACAAGGAACCCACAAAAGUUGCCCCUGGAGAAAGUCAUUACAACAUGGAGGGCAGCCCAUUAGGAAGAAAGGACGGUGUGUGGGAUGUGAAGAAACUCCUGGAACAAUUCAGUUACGACAUUGCAGACAACGCCUCUGCAGUUUGCCUUGCCCAUCUCUUCACCUAUCAGGACUUCGAUGAUGGCACUCUGGGUCUGGCAUACGUGGCCCCUUCCAAACAGGGACUGGGAGGACUCUGCCCUAAACGUAAGGAUCUCUUUAACUGUGAUCAGUGGAAUUCCACUCUUCAAAACGUGCUUGACCUUGCACAUUCCUUUUGUCUUACAGCCUACUAUCCAUCACAAUCCGUCAAGAAACCCAGUUACCUCAACACAGGCUUGACAAGCACCAUGAAUUAUGGGAAAACUAUUUUGACUAAGGAAGCAGAUCUUGUAACAACUCAUGAACUCGGACACAACUUCGGAGCAGAACACGACCCGGACAAUAUACCCAACUGUGCGCCCAACGACGACCAGGGCGGCAAAUAUGUCAUGUACCCUAUUGCGGUCAGCGGAGAUCACGCCAACAACAAGCGCUUUUCCAGCUGUAGCAAAUUCUCUGUCAGUAAGACGUUAAGGGUCAAAGCCCAUCAGUGCUUUAAGGAGAGGAGCAGUAAGCUGUGUGGGAACUCCCGUGUGGAGGAGGGGGAAGACUGUGACCCUGGACUUCUUCAUCUCAAUGGUGACCCCUGCUGCACAGCUAAGUGCGAAUUCAGAAAUCAGGCACAAUGCAGUGACAGGAACAGCCCCUGCUGCAAGAACUGUAGGUAUGAAAGUGAACACAAGAUCUGUCAGGAGAACAUCACCGCCACCUGUAAGGGAACGUCAAUGUGCACAGGCAACAGCAGUGAAUGCCCCACCCCUGGUAAUCUGCCUGAUAAUACAGAGUGUGUGGAUAAGGGCCGAUGUCGGAGCGGCGAGUGCAAGCCUUUCUGCGAGGCCGUGCAUAAUCUUGAGUCCUGUGCCUGCAAUGAGACCGAGCACUCGUGUAAAGUGUGCUGUAGAAGUAAUGGGCUUUGCACUCCCUUUGUCAUUGGUGGUUCCCCUCUUUACCUGCGCAAGGGCAAACCCUGCACCGUCGGCUUCUGUGACGGGGCUGGUAAAUGCAUGAAGCAAGUCCAAGAUGUCAUCGAACGUUUAUGGGACUUUAUUGACAAACUGGACAUCAACACAUUUGGAAAGUUUUUGGCUGACAACAUAGUUGGAUCAGUGGUGGUUUUCUCUCUCCUCUUCUGGAUUCCCCUAAGCAUACUGGUGCACUGUGUGGACAAGAAACUGGAUCAGCAAUAUGAGGAAAACUCCAAAACCAUGAUGUACCCCAGUAGCGCAGAGAUGCUGAGCAGUCUGGAAUCGGCGCCCAUCCGCAUUGUGAAGGCCCCUCUUCCACAUUCGGCGGGAGCGCGACCUCAGCCCUCACUGGGCCCCACAGGCCCCGGCUUCUCACCGGUACAGGAGACGCUCGCCGCCCCAGGCCCUGCCAGCCUCUCCGGCGCACCCAAAGCGGAUCCGCUGCGAAUGGCCACAAUCGAGGAGGACCCCAGCGUAGACUCCUCUCACCUGGACGAGGAGGAAGGCCUCCGUCAAAGCGGCACAGCUGCCAGGUCCUUCGAGGACCUCACCGGACAGGCAAUGCCAUCCCGCGGGGACAAGAGACGGCUGACGAGACAGGCGCGCAUUGACAGUAAGGAGACGGAGUGCUGAGGACACUGGCAGAAGUCACUUGAUUGAGAUGUGAGCUGUGAGGUGCAAUCAGGCUUCAUUUUUGGUGCAUUUAAAAGUGUAUGUGAUGUGGAAACUGCUGACACAUUUCGGUUGGUUUUUAGACAUUUUGUAGCAUUCCUUUAAAGGGAUGGUACACCCAAAAACGAAAAUUCUGUCAUUAAUCACUCACCCUCAUGUUGGUCUAAACCCGUAAAAUGUUCGCUCAUCUUUGGAACACAAACGUCCGAGAGCUUUCUGACUCUGCAUCGACAGCAACACAACUGGCACGUUCAAGGCCAAGAAAGGUAGUAAGGACAUUGUUAAAAUAGUUCAUGGGACAGAGGUUCAACCAUAAUUUUAUGAAGCUAUGAAAAUACUUUUUGUGCACGAAGAAAACAAAAAUAGCUUUAUUCAACGAUUUCCUCUCUCCCGGGACAGUCUUCCACCAUUACAGAGAGUAUCACGACACGUGAGUAUUCUUGUAGCUUCAUAAAAUUAUGGUUGAACCACUGAUGUCACAAGGACUAUUUUAACAAUGUCCUUACUACAUUUCUUAACCUUGAAUGUGGAAGGACCUUUGCUGUUUAUGCAGGGUCAGAAAGCUCACAGAUUUCAUCAAAAAUAUCUUAAUUUGUGUUCUGAAGAUGAACGAAGAUCUUGCAGGUUUGGAGCGACAUGAGGGUUAGUGAAUACAGAAUUUUCAUGUUUGGGUGAACUGUCCCUUUAAAAAAAGAGUGUUACUUAAAAGCAUGUCAGAAACUGCCAUAAGAAAUGACUUUGCAUAAUUUAAAAAUGAAAGGAAAAAAUUCAGUGCAGCUGUAGACUGCAAUUUAAAGGGAUAGUUUAUCCAAAAAUGAAAACUAUGUUAUCUUUUACUCAGCCCUUUUACUCAUGCCAUUCUAAACCAAUAUAACUGACUUUGAAAGUGAGUAGGUGUCCAAUAUUCUUUUGGACAAAAAUAGUAGAAAUAUUCUUCAUAAUAUCUUCUUUUUGUGUUCCACAUGAGAAAGUAAGUAAUACAGGUUUAAAAACACUCCAAGUUGAGUAAAUGAUAACAGAAGUUUCAUUUUAUGGUGAACUAUUCCUUUAAUCAUUGUACAUUUGUCCUACAUACGUCUUUUGUAACUGUUUAGGCAUUUUGUUGUUGUUUUUAUACACUGAAGUACAAAUCAAAAUCAUUUCUUGUGGUAAUUGACAAUCACGGGUGCUGUCCUUACAUCAGGGACAGUUCACCUAAAUAUGCAAAUCCUCUUAUCAUUUACUCACUGUCAUGUUUUUCCAAAGCCAAAAAUCACAAAUUAUGACAUUUUUAAUAAAACCUAAAAUUUCUGUACAUUUAAAAUCCAUUCCACCAAAACGUUAACACUUUCGAUUUGUUCAAAAACACAUUGUAAAUCUAUAUGAAUUGAGCAGUUUAAAGUGAUAGUGCAUCCAAAAAUUGAAGUUCUGUCAUUAAUUACUCACCCUCACGUCGACCCUCAAGACUUUUGUUCUUCUUCAGAACACAAAUUAAGAUAUUUUUGAUGAAAUCUGACAGCUUUCUGACCCUGCAUAGACAGCAAUGCAACUGACAGAAAGGUAGUAAGGACAUCAUUAAAAUUGUCCAUGUGACAUCAGUGGUUCAACUGUUAUGUUAUGAAGCUAUGAGAAUACUUUUUGUGCACAAAGAAUGAAAAAUACCGACUUUAUUCAACAAUUUCUUUUUUUAACUACUUUAUGGAGGAUUUUAAUAAUGUCCUUACUAUCUUUCUGGGCCUUGAACAUGUCAGUUGCGUCGCUGUCUAUGCAGGGUCAGAAAGCUCUCAUAUUUCAUCAAAAAUAUCUUAUUUUGUGUUCUGAAUAUGAACAAAGGUCUUAUAGGUUUGGAACCUGACAGUGAGUAAUUAAUGACGAAUUUUCGUUUUGGGGUGAACUAUCCCUUUAAUUCAGGUCUUCUGAACAGAUGCAAUCAAUUUAUAUUAAAAGUAUUGUGAGUUUAGAAUGACAAGAGUGUGAGUAAAUGAUUACAGUACUUUCAUUUUUGGUAAAUUAUCCCUUUAAUUUGUAUUUAACCUAGAAUAUUCCUUUAAUACAGUCAGUAUGUGCCUUGUAACACAUCCAGUAGUGCAAAUCCAUUUUUUCUCAUUCAUUUAUACCUCAUGAGCAGCAGGACUACAGCACAACUCCGUACACGUUGUCACACUUUUAACAUUACACUGGUCGACUUCCUGAGAAGAUUCAAGCUAUGCAUGUCCUAUGCCAUAUGUUUAUGAAUUAAAUGUCAUACGUGUAACUGUAAGAGGAGAUGCAAUUGAUGAAUUUUACUUUAAACGUUCUUAAAGCUUAAAGUUAGAAACUGCACAGGAUGUUAACAUUUUUUGCUUUUUUUUUUUAACAUGUACUACUAUAGCAUCUCGUCAUUUUAAUAUAGCAUUAUGAAUAUGUGAAACACUGAUUACAGAGCCGAGGGAUGUGCAUAUUUCUUCUUUUUUUUUCUCUCUCUCUUUUUGCCACUAAAAAGAUUGUAUAGAUGUGACCAAAAUCAAUCGAUGUUUUAGAAGGACUAGUGUCUAAGUAUUCCCCCACUGUGAAAUAUCUGACUUUAACUAUUACAGUUGCAUUUUAAGAUCUUGUAAAGUUUUAAUGUGCCAUAAUCAGUCGAAUGACUAAAUAUAUAUUUUGUAUUGUUUCUUAUAUUCCUCUAUAUCAAAUCAGAAGUCAUUAAAAUAUCUCACUUGGAUGUAGAAAGCUGUGUCUGAUUAUUCUGGUAUCAUUCAAUGUGUGUGUUUUUGAUGCUUGGUUAUGUCACAUUUAUUUAACAUGUAUUCUUGGGCUUUGAAGCCACAUGAAUAAACUGCCUCCACACUUAA